AUGGCGGGCAUAGUGAGGAAGGCCACAAGUUUACUUCUUUUAUCUUUGUUCCUCCUCCCUUGCCUAAUGAAUGGCAAGACGGCGUUGGCGGCGACGAUCUCAGCCACAAGAUCGUGGUGCGUGUCCAUGCCGGGAAUGACAACGGAGAAACUCGUGGCAAACAUCAACUAUGCCUACGGGAGCGGCUUAGCAGAUUGCAAAGCGAUACAGGAAGACGGCCCGUGCUACUCCACCGACGUCAUCAAAAUGGCAAGCUACGCCAUGAAUGCCUACUACUACGGCGCCGGCCACGAGGAAUUCAACUGCUACUUCGAUGGUAGCGGCCUCAUAGUCCAACAUGACCCCUCUUACGAUGACUGUACGGCGUUGGCGGCGACGAUCUCAGCCACAAGAUCGUGGUGCGUGUCCAAGCCAGGAAUGACAACGGAGAAACUCGUGGCAAACAUCAACUAUGCCUGCGGGAGCGGCUUAGCAGAUUGCAAAGCGAUACAGGAAGACGGCCCGUGCUACUCCACCGACGUCAUUAAAAUGGCAAGCUACGCCAUGAAUGCCUACUACUACGGCGCCGGCCACGAGGAAUUCAACUGCUACUUCGAUAGUAGUGGCCUCAUAGUCCAACAUGACCCCUCUUACGAUGACUGCAUAUAUCCUUAA
Zingiber officinale is the source of this 654-nucleotide messenger RNA. RefSeq names its product glucan endo-1,3-beta-glucosidase-like. The transcript has 5 exons. Bases 1 to 654 code for a protein of 217 amino acids. The record is from RefSeq and is a predicted model, not a curated record. Lineage: Eukaryota; Viridiplantae; Streptophyta; Magnoliopsida; Zingiberales; Zingiberaceae.